This is a messenger RNA of Anthonomus grandis grandis, 3270 nucleotides long. Its product is annotated as lachesin-like. Gene Ontology annotation, cellular component: neuron projection. The transcript is spliced from 11 exons. The record is from RefSeq and is a predicted model, not a curated record. Bases 301 to 1566 code for a protein of 421 amino acids. NCBI's taxonomy places the organism in Eukaryota, Metazoa, Arthropoda, Insecta, Coleoptera, Curculionidae.
CUCACUCGCGAACGACGAACUCUCUCUCUCUAUCCGAAGCUCCCUCUGCGGACUUCGUAAUUCAGCACGCAACUUCUUUGCGAAAGUUUUGGUUUCCGGAAGCUUCUUGUGGUAGAGUUCGCGGUUAUUUGCCACAACUUACAUCGGCCGAAAUUUGGGAUAUCGUGCGCGUUGAAGAUAGUUUUUAAAUCUCUGGGUGACGACGAUGCUAAAGCGGAAUGACGAGCUACAACUUGCAAGGGAUGAUGGACCAUGAACGUUCCAGCGGCAAAUAGUCGAAGUUAAUUGAACCGAGCAACCAUGCAUACACCACAAACUUUUAGCGGUAAUUCGAUUUGCCCCCAUCUGGUCUAUAUUCUGCUAUUACUACAGUGUAAUGAUGCAGUAUUAGGCUUUGAGCCCGACUUUAAGUUCCCUUUGGAGAACUUGACAGUCCCUCAAGGCAGGGACGCGAUGUUUACCUGUGUGGUAAACAAUUUGGGAGGAUACAGGGUGAGUGGGGAUUCGUCCAUGGCAAGGGGGAUGGGAUUGGCACCAACUGGGGUCGCCUGGAUUAAGGCGGAUACCAAAGCCAUAUUAGCGAUACACGAUAGCGUAAUAACAAAUAAUGCAAGAUUAUCUGUUACGCAUAACGAUUAUAACACAUGGACUCUCAGUAUUAGGGGUGUGAAAAGGGAGGAUAGGGGGAAGUAUAUGUGCCAAGUAAAUACUGACCCCAUGAAAAUGCAGACUGCCUUUUUAGAGGUAGUAAUACCCCCUGAUAUAAUCUCGGAAGAAACCUCAGGUGACAUGAUGGUACCUGAGGGUGGUUCAGCAAAAUUAGUGUGUAAAGCCAGAGGAUACCCACAACCGAAAAUUAUUUGGAGAAGGGAGGAUAGUGGAACAAUCCUGGCAAGAGGAAACAGCUCCUCGAAAAAGGAGAGGGUGACCUCAUUAGAAGGAGAGGUGCUCUCCUUGACUAAGGUUACUCGAUCUGAAAUGGGGGCUUACCUAUGUAUUGCUGCUAAUGGGGUGCCUCCUUCUGUUAGUAAAAGAAUGAUGCUGCACGUCCACUUUCAUCCCCUUAUUCAAGUGCCAAAUCAGUUGGUCGGAGCACCAGUAAAUACCGAUGUAACACUUCAGUGUCACGUAGAGGCAUCUCCUAAGGCAAUUAAUUAUUGGACACGUGAAAGCGGUGAAAUGAUCGCAUCCAACGACAAAUACCUAAUAUCCGAAAUUAGCAAUUCAUACUACAGCGUGCACAUGAAACUCACAAUUAAAAGCAUUCAAAAGUCUGAUAUAGGAGGCUACAAGUGCAUCUCCAAGAACUCUAUUGGUGACGCAGAAGGCAAUAUACGAUUGUAUGAGAUGGAACUUCAAAAAGAAGAAGACCUAGACGAGUACACUCAACCAGAACUAAACGAAGACUUGGAAAAUUCAGAAAAACGCCUAUACAACGACUUCCAGGGCCCCCCAGUAAAAGAAGAAGAUCAAUUAGAUUUAAAUGUGACGGAGUCAAGAGCUUGUGCGGUAUUAAUUUCGAAACUCUUUUUAAUAUUUGUGUUUUCGAUCUUCUUAUUGAUAUAAGCGGAGACUUUGUGUAAAAAAAGUGAUAUGUGCCAAAUAUAUGUGCUUCGCUCUGUAAGUUAUUGUCUUUAAGUGCUGCUCGAAAUUCGAUCGGAAAAAAUUAAGAAAUUAAUCUUGGCCACAUAUCAUCAGUAAGUAAUCACGUAACUAAUUUGUUUUAAGGUUUAUUUUAUGAAGACUGCUCAUAAUAGGCUAAUGAUAUAUCAAAUGUAAUGCUACUAAAUCUUCUUUAGCGAAAGGAGUUUUAUGAGAAAAACAGUGGUGAAUGUGCAUGUAAAUAUUAGCCAAAGAAUGCCGUUAUCAACAGUUUUAGUAAAUUAGUUAAUAAUUUGUUAUUUUUUUGCAUAUUUUUAGCUAAAAAUUAAAAAAAGACACUAAAUCAAUUAAAUAGAUAUUUAUGCGUUGCUACAAAUUGUUGCUCUAAGCGUUUUGUUUGUUAUUGUUAGAGGGUUAAAGCAUUAUUCCGUGUUUUUGGUGUAUUUCCCAUUUAUAACACUGUGGGCCAAAUUAGAAUGGACAAACAUUUAUUAUUUAUACCUUUUUAUGUACUUGUUGAUUAAUGUAAUGCUUGUUCUAUUUAUGUCACGAGAUGCGUUUAAAUAUUUUAUCGUUUUACGGGAUUCGGAUUAAGACAAUGAUGUUAUGCUUUACGUCGCACUAUAGUUUUUCUGACUACAUGUGAAAAAUGGCGUGGGAACUUUAACGGAGCUGAAGUGAGUAAAAAUCUGACAAAAAAAUCCGAUAUUUAAAAAAAAUUAUAUUUAUUUAAAAAUUUAAUUUACAUAAUAAAUCUGUUAAGUCCGGUCCUGAUGACGCAACUUCUUGCAGCGAUAUUCUACUUUAACAUUAAACUAUAGUUUAUCUUAGUAAAUGACGCUAAAACUACGUUCAAAAAAUUAAAAUCAGUAUUUAAACCUGAACGGAGCAAAAGCGGGUAAAACUAUGGCAAAAAACUUUUCACCUAAAAAUUUAAUUUAUGAUAUUCAAGAAAAAUAACGUGACGUACUUUGCGAUAAUUAAUCUGUUAUAGCUUUUGUAGAUGGUGCGAUUGCGAUAUAUCGCGUCGCAUUGCAUAAGGUUUUCACACAGUGCGUUCAAAUUUGGUUUGCAGCGAUAAAAAAUAAAAAAAACUAGUCGUUUGGCACAGUAUUUGACCGCCAACCGUUUUGUGCGAUAUAAUACCAUCAAUAACGUAACUAUAAAUGUGAAAAUUGUAAAUAGCAUUUCAUAUAUUUUGAUGGUUUUGCGACAUACCGCGAGCAGAAUAUCGCAGCACAAUCGCACCAUCUGCAGAAUUCCCUAAGUCCAUUCGUGGCGACGCAAUAUUUUAGGGCGAUUUCGGAGUUGACGCGAUAUUAUAACUAUAUUCAAAAAUUGACAUUUGAUAUUCAUGAAUAUCGGUUAUUUGACUCUUAUUUACUGAAAAGAUUAUAUAAUUUUUAUGUGACGUAUGGCACGAUAAUAAAUCUGUUAAGUCCGUUCCUGGCCACGCAACUUCUCGCGUCAAUUUUCUCGCGAUAAGUUGCGUCGCGUCAGUUAAUAUGCGAUUAUAUUGCUUUGGCUCCUUUUGUUUUUAUGUAGAAUAUUUUACUGACUGUUUUAUUAUUAGGUAAGUCAUGUUUUGAAAUGUUUUACUUUUACUGGAAAAAUGUCUAUAUAUACAUAAUAUGAUAUAUUUAAGCAAAAUAAAAUUAUUUUAAAUCA